AUGAUAUUCCUUGUGAACAACAUUCAGUGUUCUUGUGCAGGGCAAGAAGUUGUGAUAAUGCUGGGGAAAUUGAGCCAUUUCCUGUAUCCAUUGCUUGGUUUGAUUGCAGUAAUACUUGUAGUUCAUGGCCAGGAUCAAACAGGCUUCAUUAACAUAGACUGUGGGCUACCACCUAAUUCAAGCUAUAACGAGCAGAGAACAGGCUUGUUUUACAUUUCAGAUGCAACUGUUGUGGACACAGGUGAAAGUAAGCUCCUAUUGGUACAAGACAGAGGUCUCUACCCUCAAUAUGUUUGGUAUCUCAGAUACUUUCCUGAAGGAAUAAGAAAUUGUUUCACCAUAAAUGUAACAAGAGGCACCAAAUAUUUGAUCCGAGCAACGUUCUUUUAUGGGGAUUAUGAUGGCCAAAAUAAGGCAUCAGAGUUUGACCUGCAUCUUGGAUCUAACUUGUGGGAUACAGUAUAUUCAAACAACACAAUCAAGGAGAUCAUACAUGUCCCUUUGCAAAGCCAUAUACAAGUUUGUCUAGUCAAUACAGGCUCUGGGACGCCGUUUAUAUCAGUGAUAGAACUAAAGCCUCUGAAUAAUACACUUUACCCUACUCAAAUGGGGUCCUUAGCACUCUUCAGGCGGUAUGAUGCUGGUACAAUUACUAAUGUCACAUACAGGUAUAAAGAUGACGUUUAUGAUCGCUUCUGGUAUCCCCAUUAUUACAGUGCAUGGACACAAGUAACCACCUCACUUACCAUCGAACCUGAAAAUGAGACUGCCUACCAACCACCAUCCAUUGUCAUGAGUUCUGCGGCAGCGCCAAUUCAACAUACUUUGGAUAUUUGGUGGGUUCCCCCUGAUGAAAAUACCCAAUAUUAUGUGUACAUGCACUUUGCUGAAGUUGAAAAACUCCCAACCAACCAGUCUAGACGGUUGAGCAUUACUUGGAAUGGGAAGCCCUUCGUUACAAAACCUUUUUCUCUUAAGUACUUAACCACAACAACUGUGUAUACAAAAGAGGCUUUGAGUGGGGGACAGCAAAACUUUUCAAUCUCUCAGGUUGGAAACUCUACCCUUCCACCUAUCAUCAAUGCCUUUGAGAUUUAUACGGUCCUUGAGUUAUUGCAAGCAGAAACUAACCAAGAAGAUGUUGAGCCCAUCACAAACUUAAAGUUAACCUAUGGAGUGAAGAGAAAUUGGCAAGGUGAUCCAUGUGCUCCGAAAGAGUACUCGUGGGAAGGGUUAAACUGCAGCUAUGAUGGUUAUGAGCCCCCCAGAAUCAUAUCCUUGAACUUGUCCUCUAGUGGAUUAACUGGGGAAAUAGCUCCUUCUUUAUUCAAUCUCACAAUGCUACGGACUCUGGAUUUAUCAAACAACAAUUUGACAGGACCAGUGCCAGAAUUUGUGUCUCAAUUACCAAACUUAAAAAUCCUAAACUUGGAGAAAAACAAGCUCACAGGUUCAGUUCCAGCUGGACUAAUUCAAAAAUCAAAUGAUGGUUUGCUAUCAUUAAGCUUUUGUGAAAAUCAAAAUCUAACUGCACCGAUUUCCUGCGGCAAGGAUAAGAAGAAGAAGAAGAAGAAGGACAAUUUUGUUGUUCCAGUAGUAGUGUCAGUUGUAGGAAUUUUAAUCCUUAUAUUAACUGUAGCAGCUGUACUGUGGCGCCUCAAAAGGAAAAUAAAACAUGACGUAACUGAUUCAACACCAAGCAUUCAGCAAGGGCCACUGGAGCCAUCACAACGUCAAUUUACGUACUCUGAGGUACUCAAGAUCACCCAUAAUUUUGAGAGGAUUGUUGGUAGAGGUGGAUUUGGAACAGUUUAUCAUGGCUACAUAGAUGAUACUCAAGUAGCUGUGAAGGUGCUUUCACCUUCAUCAAUUCAAGGAUAUCAAGAAUUUCAUUCAGAGGUUAAUCUUCUCAUGAGAGUUCAUCACAGAAAUUUGACAAGCCUUGUCGGAUAUUGCAAGGAUGGAACCAAUACAGGGCUCAUCUAUGAAUACAUGGCCAAUGGAAACUUACACAAGCAUCUUUCAGAUAACACUUCAAAUAUAUUGAGUUGGGAAGACAGACUUCGAAUUGCAAUGGAUGCAGCAUAUGGAUUGGAGUAUCUACACUAUGGUUGUACACCACCUAUAAUUCACAGAGAUGUGAAAUCUACAAAUAUCUUGUUGAAUGAAAACUUUCAAGCCAAACUAUCUGACUUUGGCCUAUCAAGAAUAUUCCCUGCUGAUGAUGGCACUCAUGUAUGGACACGUGUUGCCGGAAUUCCUGGGUACCUUGACCCUGAGUACUACCUAUCAAACAUGUUAAAUGAGAAAAGUGAUGUGUAUAGCUUUGGGAUUGUGUUGUUGGAGAUUAUCACAAGCCGACCUGCUUUAUCAAAGACACAUGAGAAAAUUCAUAUUGGUCAAUGGGUUAGUUUCAUGGUUGAGAAAGGGGACAUUAGAAGUAUUGUCGAUUCAAGACUAGAAGGAAACUUCAAUAGCAACUCUGCCUGGAAAGCUGUUGAAGUAGCUUUGGCUUGUGUAUCUUUAAGUUCCACCAAAAGGCCAACAAUGAGUCAGGUAGUGACAGAGCUGAAAGAGUGCUUGGCUGCAGAGUUUGAUCGAAACAAGGAGAUCCGUGAUACUGAUUCAAACGAUUCAAAUGAACUGAUGUCAUUGAAAUUCACCACUGAGAUGAGGCCAUUAGCUAGGUAGUAGUACUUCUCUGUAAAAAUAAUGGGGUGUGGAAAAUUUCAUCUUGUGUGUUAAAGAAGCGUUCAUGCAGAUACAAGUUUCAUAUCAGAUCACGCUGAUAAUGUCUGCAUAUAUAAGAAUUAAACUUACUGGUUGCUCUAAGUACGACAGAAUUGGCGCGCUCCUCGGUCAAUUGUUGGAAGAACGGUUCUACUUGAAUCCGUUUAUUUGCUUAACUAGUCCUCUUAA
Molecule: messenger RNA, 2919 nt
Organism: Prunus mume (Japanese apricot)
Lineage: Eukaryota; Viridiplantae; Streptophyta; Magnoliopsida; Rosales; Rosaceae
Source: RefSeq, a predicted model, not a curated record